AUGUCCAGACUCAUUGUUUUGGAUCUUUCCAAUAACAAUUUCACCCAUUCACUUCCCAACUCACUCCGUAACUUGGAACUCCUCGAAAUUCUAAACCUCUCAGGAAAUAAUUUAAUCAGUGAAUCUCCAAACCCAGAAUUGAGCCUUAUUACUGCCUUGACGAAUUGCCGACGUUUAAAGAUUUUGCGGGUAGACGAAAAUCCUCUUAAUUCCAUGCUUCCAGUUUCCAUUGGGAAUCUCUCCACUUCGCUUCAAAGGAUCAGUGCGAGUUAUUGUGAAAUUAAGGGCAGAAUUCCCAACCACAUUGGUAACUUGAGCAAUUUGGCUUUCCUCGGUCUACAUGGUAAUGGCUUCACUGGAUUUAUUCCAACCACAAUGAACAAGUUAUCAAGGCUUCAAGUUUUAGAUCUUGGAUUUAACAGGAAACAAGGGUCCAUUCCAAAUGAUCUCUGCCUCUUACACAAAUUGGGAUCAUUAGAUCUGGGUGAAAAUGACCUUUUUGGUCCAAUUCCAGCUUGUCUAGGGAAUGUUACAUCUCUAAGAGAACUUUUUCUGGAUUCCAACAGAUUAACCUCAAAAAUACCCACAAAUCUGUUCAGCCUUGAAGAUAUUUUGUAUUUGAACUUGUCCUCAAAUUCUUUAAAUGGCUCAAUUCCCUCGGAGAUUGGAACUUUAAAGGCCGCAAUACAAAUAGGUUUAUCAUUGAAUAGCUUUUCAGGUAAUAUCCUUAGCACAAUUGGAGGUCUGCAAACCUUAAUCAAUCUUUCUUUGGCACAUAAUAAUCAAUCUUUCUUUGGCACAUAA
Molecule: messenger RNA, 804 nt
Organism: Cornus florida
Lineage: Eukaryota; Viridiplantae; Streptophyta; Magnoliopsida; Cornales; Cornaceae
Product: receptor kinase-like protein Xa21
Exons: 1
Coding region: 1-804 (267 amino acids)
Molecular function (GO): protein binding
Source: RefSeq, a predicted model, not a curated record